Chenopodium quinoa (quinoa) is the source of this 1121-nucleotide messenger RNA. RefSeq lists its product as uncharacterized. The coding region runs from base 203 to 964 and encodes 253 amino acids. The transcript has 4 exons. The record is from RefSeq and is a predicted model, not a curated record. NCBI's taxonomy places the organism in Eukaryota, Viridiplantae, Streptophyta, Magnoliopsida, Caryophyllales, Amaranthaceae.
CAUCUCACAUGAAAUAAACAUUCCUCUAUUCCCCAAAUUUUCAUUAUAAAUAGACCCUUAAUUGACACCCAUUAUAUUUCACUCUACACUCUCAUUCUCUCUCUAAAGAGUGGAAAUCAAUCAAAGCAACUCCCGCUCAACUCAACCAUUCCCUUGCAUUUUGCUAAAUUAAUUUCUUUUAAUAAAAAUUUAAUUAAUUUUAAUGAAUAAAAUGGAGGGAUUGGGUGCAAAUUUAGAUGAUGGAGAAUUAUGGAUUCCUUCUGAUAUUCUUCCAACUGAUGAACUUCAUCAUCACAACCGUCCAAUUGCUGCUGCUACUACUGUCAUUCAAGAUCCUAGCCGUCAGUUUCGUGACUUUAAUUUGCUUCCUCAUUCUCACUCUGUUUUUACUUCCUCUGUUUAUCAGCAGUUAGGAGUGUAUGGAGGAGUGGCACAGUAUGCAGUAACUGCUCCGUCUCCUACUCCAAAUGGGUGUUAUGGACUGACAGUGGGUCCCAUUGGAGUUGACCAUGCUCACUUCAACUGUCAUUCUGGUUCGACUUAUUACCAAACUCCUCCUAUGCUCGGGCCUCCACCUUACCCUCUUAACUCACCGGUUCAACCCUUAGAAGCUGAGCAGUUGACGGAGACAGGAUUCGCUAGGAGUGGUAUGCCUAUGCAUAGCCGGCAACCAUAUCCGAUUCAAGCAAAUGGUUUUGGGAUCGGAUAUAUGAAUGGCACUAGCGGCACUUCUGCUGGCACUGGUGUCUUCAUCCCCCGCUCCAUCGCUUCCUUGGGUGCUGCUGCCUCCAACAAUCGUAUAAAUCAGCAAAAUAACAAUCAAGGGUUCAAAAUAGAGGUGAUACCAAAGAAAGGAGGAGCCAAGAAGCAUGAGAAAAGGAAGAAAGUAGAGAAAAAUAACGGGUAUGACUAUCAACCAAUUGCUGCUUCUGAAGUGGUACUGCCAAAAAAAUGGAGCUACUAAAGACAUUGUUAUGAGCAAGCCGAGGGACGGAAGGAGUAGUAAUUAAUAUUGAUUGUACUAUUACUUGUAUCUUACUUGUAAUAGAGAGUGAUGGCUCACUUUUGUUGUCACCCUUGGCUUGAAACAUAAAUGUUGAUACUUUGGUAGACUAUUGAAU